Molecule: messenger RNA, 282 nt
Organism: Morchella importuna
Lineage: Eukaryota; Fungi; Ascomycota; Pezizomycetes; Pezizales; Morchellaceae
Exons: 2
Coding region: 1-282 (93 amino acids)
Source: RefSeq, a predicted model, not a curated record
AUGUUCUCCUUUACCAUUCCCAAGCUCUUCCUCCUUCUUGUUGCUCUUCUCACGACACCAAUCUUUGGUGAUUAUGUCGAACUUCCUGGCCAUGCCAAAAGCUUUGGUGGACUAGAAGCUCGGACACCUACCCCUGCACGUAAAAAAGGAGGUAGCUCAAAUGCCAAUUCAACUGAGACUACUAGUGCGUCAGGGACCGCAAACUCCGCGCCAAACAACGUUAUCAAUCUCGCCGGUGUCGGUGCUGCCGUCUUUGUCGUUGGGACUGCUAUUAUGUUUUAA